UGUCGGUCGACUUCAUUCCCUCCUGCGGCGAGACGUUCGUAUUAUGGUUGGUUAGCAUCGAUGGCACAAGUAUUGCAGGAAGAGCUUGAUCCCGACGCGCCACAGUUCGCCAUGGAGGUCCCUCCGCCGCCAAAGGUCCCAUGGAAGACAGUCGGCAUGGUACAGCGCACAGCACACAAGGAAGGACAGACACAAGGUGACAAACCAUCACGCCAUGACCUCCAUGUGUGUCUUGUUUGUUUUGUGUUUCAGGCGCUCCUGCUCUUCACGAUGGGCACGACGCUGCUGCUGAUGGGCACGGGGACGUUCUUCCGCACCGGCGUGAGUGCGGCGACCCCUUUGUUGGUGCUGGGGUCGAUAUGCUUCAUCCCGGGGUCGUACUACACGUUCAUGUUUAUCCAGAUCUUCAGGGGAGUGCCAGGGUACACCUACCUCGACAUACCCAGCUAUGACGACUGACGGGCGGGCUCUUGAGGACGGCUGAUGGGUGGGAGGGGUCUCUUGGGAGGGCUUGUCCUUGUCUGUCUCUUUUUUCCUUCUUCUCUUGUGUGUGGUCGUCAGCGGCCGUCUUUUUCUGACUGUCUCUCUCGCUGACCUGUAUCUGUGAGAGUGUUUGUGUGGAAGGAUGUGGUGACCUCUGCUCAGUGUCUGAACGUCCCAGUUUGUCAUCACUGUUGUCAUCAUUCAGCAGUAGCAAUGUUGUCAAUCAUAGAGUGCGACAGCACUACGAUCACGUCCCGACACCCACGCGCACACGCACUCAGACACACGCACAUAUACCGACACACAGACACACGGAUAGACUUCAC
Molecule: messenger RNA, 809 nt
Organism: Vitrella brassicaformis
Lineage: Eukaryota; Vitrellaceae
Source: the annotation of a GenBank genome assembly